AAAUAGUACAGCCUUAUUAUGACUUCAAAAUUAGUUAAAGUUUUAUGGGCUGGCCGAUUAAGUUACAAUACUGGACUUAAAUUACAAAAAGUAUUAUCUAGCCAACAUCAUCAGAAUUUAACCCAGGAUACUUGUAAUACGUUAAUAUUGCUUGAACAUGAUCCAGUGUUUACUGUUGGAAUUAGGGAUAAAGGGUAUACAAUUGAAGAAGAAGAGAGGUUAAAAAAACUAGGUGCUGAAUUUUAUAGAACAAAUCGAGGUGGUCUAAUAACUUUUCAUGGUCCUGGACAAUUGGUAGCAUAUCCUAUAUUAAAUUUGAAGCAUUUUAAAUGCAGUGUUAAAUGGUAUGUUUCUCAAAUAGAAGAAAUGAUUAUUCGGUUGUGUGCAGAAUAUGGCAUUAAAGCUGGAACAUCUCCAGAUACUGGUGUGUGGGUGAAUGAUAGAAAGAUUUGUGCAAUUGGUAUUCAUGGAAGUCGUUAUAUAACGACGCAUGGUUUAGCUCUAAAUUGUAAUACAAAUUUAAGUUGGUUUGAUCACAUUGUGCCAUGUGGUAUUGAAGGAAAGGGUGUAACUAGUAUUAGUAAAGAAUUAAACAAAAAUGUAACUGUUCAAGAUGUUAUACCACUUUUUCAGAAUGUUUUCCAGACUCAAUUUGAUUGUAGAUUAAUUCAGUAUUCAACAGAAGACUCUUUGAAAUUGCUUAAAACUGUCAAUAAUGUGUUUAUGAAGAGUUAAAAGGUUUUGUGCUCAAUGUAGUUAUUUUAAUAAAUUUAUACAUAUCUAUAAAUAUUUUACUACCUAAUUAAGUUUAGAAAAUGAAACAAUUAAUCAGGUCUAGGAAAAAAGAUUUUGUCACCCCAGCUUCUUGUAUUUUAUUUAUUUAUUUUUUUUUUUUUUCA
Messenger RNA from Megachile rotundata (alfalfa leafcutting bee), 899 nucleotides. RefSeq names its product Lipoyl(octanoyl) transferase 2 (gene Lipt2). Gene Ontology annotation, biological process: protein lipoylation. Lineage: Eukaryota; Metazoa; Arthropoda; Insecta; Hymenoptera; Megachilidae. The record is from RefSeq and is a predicted model, not a curated record. Gene Ontology annotation, molecular function: lipoyl(octanoyl) transferase activity.